AUGGCUAGUAAACAGCAACCACCUUACCUGAACCUGGCUGAACUCACCGCCUCUCAGUUCCUGGAAAUCUGGAAGCAUUAUGAUGCAGACGGGAAUGGUUACAUUGAAGGGAAAGAGCUGGAGAACUUCAUUCGGGAGCUGCAGCGAGUGAGGAGAGGGACCGGUGUGCAAGCUGUAAAUCAAAGGUUCUCACAGAAAAUGAAAGAAUUCAUGGAAAAAUACGACAAGAACGCAGAUGGAAGGAUUGAGAUUGCAGAGCUGGCCCAGAUACUCCCAACAGAAGAGAACUUCCUCUUAUGUUUCCGACAGUGCGUGCGGUCCAGCGCGGAAUUUAUGGAGACCUGGAGGAAAUAUGAUGCAGACUGUAGUGGAUACAUUGAAGCAAAUGAACUUAAGAGCUUCUUGCUGGAUUUGUUAAAGAAAGCAAACAGACACUACGACGAUAAGAAGCUACAAGAGUACACUCAGACCAUACUGAAAAUGUUUGAUGCGAACGGAGAUGGAAAGUUGGGCCUUUCCGAAAUGGCACGUUUAUUACCUGUUCAGGAAAACUUUUUGCUGAGGUUUCAGGGGAUGAAACUGAGUGCAGAGGAGUUCAAUGCAAUAUUCACGUUUUAUGACCGGGAUGGAAAUGGCUACAUCGAUAGUAAUGAGCUGGAUGCGCUACUGAAAGAUUUAUAUGAGAAAAACAAAAAGGAGAUGGAUAUUAAGAAACUGACUGCGUACAAGAAAAACAUCCUGUCGCUCUCGCACGGUGGAAAACUAUAUCGACGGGAGCUGGAGAUGAUCUUGUGCACAGAGCCCCUGUAG
Molecule: messenger RNA, 810 nt
Organism: Hemiscyllium ocellatum (epaulette shark)
Lineage: Eukaryota; Metazoa; Chordata; Chondrichthyes; Orectolobiformes; Hemiscylliidae
Gene: calb2a
Product: calbindin 2a
Exons: 12
Coding region: 1-810 (269 amino acids)
Biological process (GO): regulation of long-term synaptic potentiation; regulation of presynaptic cytosolic calcium ion concentration
Cellular component (GO): dendrite; cytosol; synapse
Molecular function (GO): calcium ion binding
Source: RefSeq, a predicted model, not a curated record